UAAAUCAGUGCCGAUUCAGUUGGGUCAAGUUAGUCGAUACAACCAAACCGUACAAAAAUGUUCAACAAAUCGAUCGUUGUCGUGGCCCUCAUUGUGUGCGCCUGCUACCUGGGCACCAUCGAAGCUCGUCCUGGCCUCCCUGACUUGGGUGGAGCAACUGGAGCAGUUGCUCCCCUAUUGACAUCAGCUGCCGGUGGAUUAACUGGUGGAUUGGCUGGAGGUGCACUGCCGUCAGUGACUGGUGCACUCGGUGGCCAGCAAUCACCUUUGGGAUUGGUACAAUCACCUCUAGCUGGACUCACCGGCUAAGCCAAAGUAAAACUUUAAACGUGCUGAAGAAGCAACCUCUUGCCAAGCCCAAAAAACUUUUCUUACAAUGCCUACUCAAUUUAGUAUAAUUUGUCAAAUUUCAAUUGGAAAAAUAAACUUUUGAGCAUUUAAAAAAAA
This is a messenger RNA of Drosophila eugracilis, 447 nucleotides long. RefSeq lists its product as uncharacterized. The coding region runs from base 58 to 309 and encodes 83 amino acids. The transcript is spliced from 2 exons. NCBI's taxonomy places the organism in Eukaryota, Metazoa, Arthropoda, Insecta, Diptera, Drosophilidae. The record is from RefSeq and is a predicted model, not a curated record.